AUGACUGGGGUUUACCUGUCAGCGUACCUGCUGGUGGUGCCGACGUCGUCAGGAGUGGUGGGACAGGUCCUGCGGGUGGCCGAGACGGAGGGCGUCACACGGCACGCUGCAUUCUUCAUCCUCGACCCGCUCUACGCCCCCACGCCCACACACGCCACCAGGUUCCGCGCCUUCAAGCAGUUAUCGGAAAUGCCGACCGAGGCAGCCAGAGCUGUGAUGGUCCUGGCUGCCGCCACCAGAGGGCCACCCAACAUGGCCACCAGAGGGCCACCCAACAUGGCCACCAGAGGGCCACCCAACAUGGCCACCAGAGGGCCACCCAACAUGGCCACCAGAGGGCCACCCAACAUGGCCACCAGAGGGCCACCCAACAUGGCCACCAGAGGGCCACCCAACAUGGCCACCAGGGACCCACAAGACUCCAAGACAGACUCUCACACCUCCUCACCCAGCCUCGACUCACCACCCGGGGACCAUAGUAAGAGAAAAGAAGGGAAAGAAAGCCAACAAAAUGGAAGAGAAGGAAAAGGAAGAAAUGUUAUCCCGCAGGCAACACCAUCGUCCAAUCUUAACCAAUCAGCGGCCUCGGAGAGGGAGGCGGUGGUGGCGCGGCUGGUGUACGACAGUGUGAGUCUCCUCUCACACCUCCUGAGGACCAACGUCGGCACCUUCAGGCUCCGGAGGUCACACCGCCCCACCAACCUCACCUCCGAGGCUCUCCUCCUUACCCCUAGCGACGACGCCCAACAACCUCACGUCAAGGACAUGCUUGAGGCUCAGCCGGAAGAGGCGGAAGGUCUCCGGAGGAAAAAAAGAAUGGAGGGUGAGAAGUGUGAGGCAGACGGACGGUCGCCAUGGGAGACACCUGCCGCCCGCGCUGUCUUCGGGUGGUCGCCACCAGUGGCCGCCCUGCUCUCUCAGCGUGAGGUCACGGCUGACGACGAGGCUUCGUCCCUUCUUAUCCGUGACCUGAAGGCCAACGUGCGCCUGGCGGAGGACGAAGCUGAGAGGGAGAGACUCUACUUCGAGAUGAAGAAGUUAGAUAAAGAGAAGGAGGGAAGAGACUUCGAGAGACGGCUGGAGAGCAUCAUAGGCUCCCGCAGAAUCAAGGAUCACUCCUUCGGCCCCCAGGGGAAGGCAGAAGGCGCCAACAGGACCCAGAUGGAGAUGAAGCUCACCAAACCCACCUUCUUCCCCGCACUCUGGGGUGACGGCUUCGUCUCCAGCACCGGGGAGAGGAACUUCGACUUCCUGCUGCUGGACUGGCGACCCGACACCCAGGAGCUGGUCACUGUCCUCCGCCUCGUCCACCACCACACACACUACUCCCAGGUGUCUGAGGAGGGUGUGGAGGACGCUGAGAUCGACUGGGCCCACGACACGCCCGUCCCCAGAGACCCGGAGUGUGGGAACAACGAUGUGUGUGCUUACGUGGUUCCUGGUAUCAGACUGGCCCCGGGGUAUGUGGUGAUGAUCGUGGUGACGGUGGUGCUCCUCCUGGCCGCCUGCUGCGCCUCUGCUGCUGUGUUGAGGAAGCGUCUGCGGCAGAAAGAGAUGAGUCGCGGACCGUACAAGAUCCUGCUGGCCUCGUCUGACCUGACACUGUCAUGCCGCGCUGAGAACGCCCCGAGGAAGCCAGGGUCAGGACCGACGGCCGAGCGACCAGACCUGCUCCGGGGCUCCUUCAGCUCGCCUCACAGGGCCAUCCCUCACGAUGCUCUCCUCUCCAGCGCCUCGCACGGGGGCUCCAAGGACGAAGAGGGCAAGGCUAAGUAUAAUGGAGACUUCGUCCACCUCAGGUACUUCUACGUCCCGACUGGCAACUUCGAGGUCAAGAACAGGACAAUGACCCUCCUGAAGCAGAUGCGUGACCUGAGGCAUGAAAACAUUAAUGGUUUCUUGGGAAUGCUGUGUGAUUCUGUGCGACCUGGCCUGGUGUUCGAUUACUGUCACCGAAGAUCAUUAGAGGACAUAAUCAAACAGGAAGAUAUCAAGUUGGAUUGGUCCUUUCGGCUAUCACUGCUCACUGACCUUGUUAGGGGCAUGAGGUACCUACAUGGAUCCCUCUUGCGUCACCAUGGCCGCCUCACCUCACGAAACUGUGUUAUUGAUGCCCGUUGGGUCCUGAAGGUGACGGACUAUGGAUUACCGGGGAUAUAUGAGUAUCAGAACCUCACCCAUCCCAACAAACCCAUCCGUGACCUCCUAUGGAAGGCACCGGAAUUGUUGCGAGACGAGGCUCUGAUGACGAAGGGGACACAGCCAGGAGAUGUCUUCUCCUUCGCCAUCAUCAUGCAAGAGGUGGUGGUGCGUGGGGCUCCUUAUUGCAUGGUGCAACUCACACCUCAGGAAAUUCUAGCUCGCUUGAAGAAGCCGCCACCAAUGAUCAGACCGUCUGUCUCCAAGGGAGCUGCUCCUCCAGAUGCCAUCAAUAUAAUGAAGCAGUGUUGGGCAGAACUCCCGGAAAUGAGACCUGACUUCAACCAGAUCAAUGACCUCUACAAGAAGCUCAACCAGGGAAGACGCCUUAACAUCGUAGACACAAUGUUCCAAAUGCUGGAGAAGUAUUCCAGCAACCUGGAAGAGCUCAUCAGAGACAGAACAGAACAACUAGAUUUGGAGAAGAAGAAAACUGAACAACUGCUUAAUAGAAUGUUACCGAGCUCUGUGGCAGACCAACUGAAGCUGGGGAUGCCUGUGGCGCCUGAAGAGUUUGAUGAGGUGACCAUCUACUUCUCUGAUAUCGUGGGUUUCACCAGCAUCUCUGCCUACUCUACUCCUUUUGAGGUGGUGGAUCUACUCAAUGAUCUCUACACUUCUUUUGAUUCCACCAUUAACCACUAUGAUGUUUACAAGGUGGAGACCAUUGGUGAUGCCUACAUGGUGGUGGGUGGAGUACCGAAAAAGAUUGAGGACCAUGCCUGCCAGAUAGCCACCAUGGCGUUGGACCUCCUGCACCUCUCUGGCAAGUUCAGGAUCAGGCACCUUCACAACAUUCCCCUCAUGCUCAGAAUUGGCAUCCAUACAGGUCCUUGCUGUGCAGGCGUGGUAGGGAUGACAAUGCCCAGAUACUGUCUUUUUGGUGACACUGUCAACACUGCUUCCAGGAUGGAGUCAACAGGAUCAGCGUGGCGGAUUCACGUGAGUGAUAAGACGUCGUCGGUACUGCGGGAUGUGGGCGGCUACCAUCUUGAGUACCGUGGUCUCACUACGCUAAAGGGCAAGGGAGAGAUGAAUACUUACUGGCUUCUUGGCAAGGAAGGUUUUAAAAAGGAGCUGCCAGUGCCGCCAGAGAUAGGGUACUCUCACAGUCUGGAUGAGGAGUUGGUGCGUCUUGGUCGCCAGCACUAUAUGGCUCGCAGGGACUCCACUGUUGACACCCUUACUAGUGUGAAGGGCUUCAGCUCUAUUCAUGCUGCCAAGAUGCAGAAUGAGGCCCUGGAAGCUUCUGUAAGUGAAUUGAAUGAUCAGGAUAUUCCUGGCAGCUCUGGUGAAGCACAGAAAAGACUGCCUGUCACAAUCCAGCAGCAGAGCAUAGAGAAAGAAGACAUUUCUAACCAAGAAUCCAAGGGAGAAAAACAAGUCAGCCCUGAGGCUGUGGUGCCAAAUGGAAGGACUCAUUCAGAGGUUCCAUAUAUAGUAAUUAAGGAAUCUAAAGGUUCUAAUGAUGAAAGUUCGAGUACAAAGCCAAUAUCAAAAAUUAACUGUGUUAAGAGCAAAAGUCAAAGUACAGUGCCAAAAAAUAUUUGUGAUAAUGUUGUAGUGCCAAAAACUCAGUUCCGAGACAAACGUGGAUGCUAUCACCAGAAAAGACAGUCCCGGGCUAGAUCCAGAUCUCCACAACCCCCUGCAUAUGCCAUUCAGAUGAACCACAUAGACCAUGCAUCAGAAAUGGAGCUGCAGGUAGGAGCAGCUAUCACCAUAACCCCAGUAGACAACCAUGACUUCAAUAGGAGCCAUGCCUCUCCAGGGGCAAGCUACAGGGUAUUCCUCAAAAACAGUCCUGACGGCAGAUGCACAGAAGACCAUGAUGAUGAAUCUUCAACUCGGACUCCUAAUUUUCCACUGGGAUCAAGAAGAGAGUCGAACCGAGGACCCAGCAUGCCUCGUACAGCCUCUCCACCCAUGCUGUGCCACAACAAGGUCUUCCCACAACUUGGCAUGGCAACUCUAGCAAGGGAUCCCACCAGACCCACCACAAGCUCUGCAGGGACUUGGAGCCAUGGAGCUCUUCCAGGCAUACAGCCACAACAACAGGAACUGGGAGGGAUGCACCCCACAGCACUGCGGGGAGUGACCGCAGAAUGCCAGGUGCAUCCACACACUCAGGACCCGCCAUCGCCCACAGAGUCCACCAUGUUGUGACCCCCACCCUCACAAGGCUCCUCACCUUCCCUGCGUCAUCUGCCCAAGCUUCUAUUGCACUUUCCACCCCCCUUCACAUCCUUCAACAUAACACGCCUCACCACCUUAAUCUUCUGCAUCCCUCACAUCACUGCAAUAUUCAUCAUUUCUUGUAAUUCAGUAGCUGAUGCAAGUAAAUUGUCUCAUAACCUAUUAUUUCUCACACUUCAAAAGUGUCUUACUGCAGCAGUGCAUUUUCUCCUUAGUUUCUCAUUGACUAGACCUGAAACACAUGCCUUCUGCUACUUUGUGUUAUGUUAUCACCUUUGCUCUGCCUUGUCACAUCUCAUGUUUACUUCAUAUCCUCACUACCAUUCCAGUGCAUCUUCUCCGUGGCUCAACUAUUGUUCUUCUGCAUCAUCCCCUAUGCCUUAUAUCUCCCAUUCCUGUCUCAUAUUUUGUUCACAAUUCACCCUUUCCUGGACUAAGUCUCCUCCUUGGCUAUUCCACAAGACUUGAGCAACUCUGGCUUGAUAGAAAUGGUGGGCGGAGGUGGACAUGAACAUUACAACGGGGAACGCAUAUCAUGGUUCUCAUACUACUACUGUGGCCAUUCUGGGUUCAGUUUGGUGCAGGGUUGCUAAUCAUUCUCAAGAAACAGAGAGAAUGGAGCCUCAGUCAUAUUAAUGUGAUUAUAAUUGUGGUAAGAUGAAGGGGUCUAUCACCAGUAAAUAAUUACCUCUGUCUGCCCAUACAAAACUUAUAUGUAUGGAGUCUUGAUUUGUAUAAGACUUCAAAAAGCUAAUGCUCUCUCUUCCUACAGUGACUUUUUAUAAUAAGCAUAUACUUUCAUCUCUUAGUAUAUGACUAUUUUUACAAUAAACCCUCAUUUCACUG
This is a messenger RNA of Procambarus clarkii (red swamp crayfish), 5241 nucleotides long. The record is from RefSeq and is a predicted model, not a curated record. Lineage: Eukaryota; Metazoa; Arthropoda; Malacostraca; Decapoda; Cambaridae.